AUGGCGGAAUUCGUACGAGCCCAGAUCUUCGGAACAACUUUCGAGAUUACUUCUCGAUACUCCGAUCUUCAGCCCGUUGGCAUGGGCGCUUUCGGAUUGGUUUGCUCCGCUCGCGACCAGCUCACGAAUCAGAACGUCGCCAUCAAGAAGAUCAUGAAGCCUUUCAGCACUCCAGUUCUCGCCAAGCGCACAUACAGAGAACUGAAACUCCUGAAGCACCUGAGGCACGAGAAUGUCAUCUCUCUCAGCGACAUCUUCAUCUCGCCUCUUGAGGACAUCUACUUCGUAACCGAGCUACUCGGCACCGAUCUGCACCGACUUCUGACUUCGAGGCCUCUUGAGAAGCAGUUCAUCCAGUACUUCUUGUACCAGAUCAUGCGAGGCUUGAAAUAUGUCCAUUCGGCGGGCGUUGUUCACCGUGACUUGAAGCCCAGCAACAUUCUGGUCAACGAGAAUUGCGACUUGAAAAUCUGCGACUUCGGCCUGGCGCGAAUCCAGGACCCUCAGAUGACCGGCUAUGUCUCUACGCGGUACUACCGGGCUCCCGAGAUCAUGCUUACCUGGCAAAAGUAUGAUGUCGAGGUCGAUAUCUGGAGUGCCGGCUGCAUUUUCGCAGAAAUGCUCGAGGGAAAGCCCCUCUUCCCCGGCAAGGACCAUGUGAACCAGUUCUCCAUCAUUACGGAACUCCUGGGGACGCCUCCGGAUGACGUGAUCAACACAAUCGCUAGCGAAAACACCUUGAGAUUCGUCAAGUCGCUUCCCAAGCGAGAGAGGCAACCUCUGAGAAACAAGUUUAAGAACGCAGAUGACUCAGCCAUCGAUCUCUUGGAGCGCAUGCUGGUGUUCGACCCUAAGAAGCGGAUAACAGCCACCGAAGCCCUGUCGCACGACUAUCUUGCUCCAUAUCACGACCCGACCGAUGAGCCUGUGGCCGACGAGAAGUUUGACUGGAGCUUUAACGACGCAGACCUUCCCGUGGAUACCUGGAAGAUCAUGAUGUACUCGGAGAUUCUCGACUACCACAAUGUCGAAGCCAAUGUUGCGCAGAUGGAGGACCAAUUCAACAACGGCCAAUAG
This is a messenger RNA of Thyridium curvatum, 1077 nucleotides long. RefSeq lists its product as uncharacterized. Gene Ontology annotation, cellular component: cytoplasm; nucleus. The transcript is spliced from 9 exons. Lineage: Eukaryota; Fungi; Ascomycota; Sordariomycetes; Thyridiales; Thyridiaceae. Bases 1 to 1077 code for a protein of 358 amino acids. The record is from RefSeq and is a predicted model, not a curated record. Gene Ontology annotation, biological process: protein phosphorylation; cellular response to oxidative stress; stress-activated MAPK cascade. Gene Ontology annotation, molecular function: ATP binding; MAP kinase activity.